AUGUGUUGUUCGAGAAAAUAAAAAACUAACACUUAAAGAGAAGAAAUAAAUAAAUUAGGAAAAUUGACAAGACUUACAGAAACGGAAUUGAUAGAAUUAAAAACUAGAUUUGCAAGAAUGUCAUAGGGUUCUAAUUUUGUUACUAAGUUUUAAUUUCGAGAUAAUUUGGGUUUACUUGGCAUGGGUACAAUGCUUCAUUUAUCAGAUAGAAUCUUCCAUAUAAUGGAUGAUGAUAAGGAUGGUAAGGUAUGUUUUUAAAUGAAAUCUAUUUAGAUUCGGUUUGAAGAUUUUGCUUUGUAUUUUGAUAAAGUAAGUCAUGGAGAUGCUAGAGAAAAGGCAGAGAUAAGUUUUAAGUUGAUUGAUAAGAACAAGGUUGGAAGCUUCACAUCUGCUGAAUUUAAUGAUACAAUGUAAGGAGUGAUUAAUAGUUGGAUAGCCAUGACUGGAUAAAAUUUAACCAGCGAAACUAAGAAAUAGAUUGAUAAAAGAAUCAAAUUAAUUUUCUAAACUAUGGAUGUUGACAAAGCUGAUAAAGUUACAUUAUAACAAUAUCAGGAUUCUGUAGUGGCAGAUCCAGCACUCUUAGAAAUAUUUGACUUUGCUAGAAGAGGUGUUACACUUGAAACUAUAGAUUUUAGUAUUUAACAAUAAGCUAGAUAUGUAUAAAACAUAGAAAAAAAGCUAGAUCAAUUACUAGAAUUUAUGAAAUAGGAUAAUAAAAAAUAAGAUAAAGAACUUCCUCAUUUUGUUUAAGGAACUACUGAAUAAGAAUAAAAAUUAAGAAAUAGUUAAGUUGAAAAUCUUCAUUCUCCAAUUGUUAGUCUAUUUAAAUAUGAGAGUGAGGAAAAUAAUCAUAAUAAUAAUAAUAUUAAUAANAAAUUAAUUCAUAUAUUUUGA
Molecule: messenger RNA, 897 nt
Organism: Paramecium pentaurelia
Lineage: Eukaryota; Ciliophora; Oligohymenophorea; Peniculida; Parameciidae
Source: the annotation of a GenBank genome assembly